Hydractinia symbiolongicarpus is the source of this 1716-nucleotide messenger RNA. RefSeq lists its product as uncharacterized. Lineage: Eukaryota; Metazoa; Cnidaria; Hydrozoa; Anthoathecata; Hydractiniidae. The record is from RefSeq and is a predicted model, not a curated record. The transcript has a single exon. Bases 236 to 994 code for a protein of 252 amino acids.
GGUCGUGUUUAAGUAAUUUAUAACAUAAAUGGUUAUUAUGGUUUAGAUAAAAGUUAUUAAAAUAUUAUUGCGCUCCUCCUCACUUUCAUUAACAGCACUAUAAAAGAAAAAAUGCGACUUUUUCCAAAAAACAUCGAAACAACGAAGGAAAGUUUUGCAUCACAUUUUUAGUUCAGCCACACUGACGUCUUCCAGUCUUGAAAAUUUAAAAAAAAAGUUUUAGCAGCAAAACAAGAUGGCUACGAAAAAACAGUUUAUUGUCAUUGGGGCAGGGCAUCCUCGAAAUGGAACUCUUUCAACAAAAUCAGCUUUAGAAAUUAUCCUACCUGGUAAAUGCUAUCACAUGGAAACGGCAGUUAUGUACCAUCAAAAAGAAUGGAAAAGUAUAUUGAAUGAUGACAUGUCUGACGAAGAGUUUAAAAAUUUCUUUCUCUCAAAUGGUUACGUUGCUGGAGUGGAUUCGCCUGUGAGUUUAUUUUAUGAGAGAAUGAUGAAAGUGUUUCCAAACGCUAAAGUCUUGUUGAAUGUUCGAGAACCACGGUUAUGGGAACGAUCAAUGAAUGAAACCAUUGUUAAAGUGGUAACCGGAACCUUCAAAUUUCCAGAGGAUGUCUUUGAAAUGUUAGGACUUUUCAAAUCUUAUCUGUUUCACGCUAAGAUGUUUGUUAGAACGUUUCUUCAAAAUGAUCGCUUUCGUGAGAUGUUUGAAUCAGUAAAGAGCGGUAAUGGUGUGGCGUAUUACAACAAUUGGGUAGGAGAAGUUAAACGAAGUGUACCUGAAGAGAAAUUACUUGUCUUUAGCGUAAAAGAGGGCUGGGAACCACUAUGCAAAUUUCUUGAUGUUCCAGUACCCGAACAGCCUUUUCCACACGCCAAUGAUACUGCGACAUUUAAGGCUAGGUUCGCUGUGAAUCACAGACGGUCCGUGUUGCUGUUAUAUGAGCUUAUUACAAUUCCAAUUGGUCUGUUUUUGUUUUAUAAAAGUUUCAUGUAAGAAUUAAAUAUGAGUCUGUCUUGAUUUUUUAUAUUGUCAAGAAAAAGUUACGAUUGCCUAUUUGUCGUUGGGUUUUUACAUCUUUCCCGCAUUAAUUUUUUUUUAUGUACCGCUGCUAUUUCUCAACUUUGACAAACAAAAUGAAUGUGAUUUUUGAAAUCCUCAUCUGAAACUUGAUAAAAUGUAAAAUUUUUAGAUUUCUACACAACCUUAUAAAACAUUUUUUUUAAUUUUGUACUAUUUAACCUCUGCUUGAAACAGAAGUUUAUUAGUUUUUUUUUCUUUUUAUUUUGCCGUUGAAGAAUUUACAGUUUUCCGUAAGAAUAAAAUACAAAUCUUUAGCUAUUAUAUCGUAUAAUCUAAAGAUAGGAUUGCAUAUGCUAAAAAUAUUUGCCAGAGAGGUAAAAAAUGGCAGGAGCGAGAAGAAGGUUAUAAUAGCCUUUUCACCAAGCCCCCAACCUAUAUAAAAGGUUAGCAUUGAAGAUGAUGAGGAGUUGUGUUAUAUGUGUCGUACGUUGUAACUGUCGUGUGUUUUAAAAUAAAUAUAGAUUGUCAGUAGUCAAUAGUUUAUGUUUUAGUUUAUGUUUGAAUUCGUUAAGUGAUGUAAUAGUUUUCAUGUCGUUAUCAAGAAGUGUACUCCACAAUUUAGGUCCUCUGCUAGUUAUAGAGAACUUUGUGAUUGUAUAAUUAAUCCUGGGUUGAAAAAAACUGUUAAUUGAAAA